Chlorocebus sabaeus (green monkey) is the source of this 1319-nucleotide messenger RNA. It is a transcript of the gene MAJIN, whose product is annotated as membrane anchored junction protein. Gene Ontology annotation, cellular component: nuclear inner membrane. Gene Ontology annotation, biological process: meiotic attachment of telomere to nuclear envelope; homologous chromosome pairing at meiosis. Gene Ontology annotation, molecular function: DNA binding. Lineage: Eukaryota; Metazoa; Chordata; Mammalia; Primates; Cercopithecidae. The record is from RefSeq and is a predicted model, not a curated record.
CUGCGCGUGCGCAGAAGGCCUGGCGGGCGCGCGGCACGAGCUACGAAGUCGCUGAGGAGCAGGCGAGCCAGUCCGUAGAGCUGACUUCGUUCGAGGUUGGCGCCCGCCCUUUUCAGAGAGCACUUAUUAGUGGGUAUGCUGGCCGGGGCCACUUUUCUGAGGCCGAAGGACUCCUAGUCAGUGUGUGAAAUACAGCCUGGCCGAGCCUGGAGCCGCCUGGGGCUGAGGCUAUCGUUUCGGAGCAAUGAGUUUAAAACCCUUUACCUACCCAUUUCCAGAGACGAGAUUUCUUCAUGCAGGACCCAAUGUGUAUAAAUUCAAAAUCAGAUAUGGGAACAGUAUCAGAGGAGAAGAGAUAGAAAAUAAGGAAGUCAUCAUCCAGGAGCUGGAGGAUUCUAUCCGCGUGGUCUUGGGAAACUUGGACAAUCUUCAGCCCUUUGCUACAGAACACUUCAUUGUAUUUCCCUGUAUCCUUUUUUUUUUUUUGAGAUGGAGUCUUGCUCUGUUGCCCAGGCUGGAGUGCAAUGGUGUGAUCUUGGCACACUGCAACCUCAGCCUCCCAGGUUCAAGCGAUUCUCCUGCCUCAGCCUCUCCAGUAGCUGGGAUUACAGGGAAACCAGUAAGUGACAGUCCUCUUGGGUUGGUCCCAGCUGAGAAGAAAGCAGUAGGAGCUGUGAUGAGGAAACGAAAACACAUGGACGAGCCCAGCUCCCCCAGCAGGCCAGGGCUGGACAGGGCCAAGAUAGGGACUUCCAGCCAAGGCUCCAGCAAAAAGAAGCCCCCUAUGGAAACCAGGAGAAACAGGGAAAGAAAAACCCAACAAGGAUUGCAGGAGACUCUGGCCUCUGAUAUCACUGGUGUCCAGAAACAAGAUUCUGAGUGGGGGCACAGCCUGCCAGGGCCAGUUGUCCUACCCCUGCAGCACAACUCACCUCCACCUAAGGAGCGAGCAGCCAGCGGCUUCGUUGGGUUUCUAAGCUCUCUCUUCCCGUUUCGAUAUUUCUUCAGGAAGAGCAGCCACUCUUGAGCCUUCCAAAUGCAGCGCUGGAAAGAGGAUCAUCUCUUGCAGUGACUCCUCCCGAAUCAUUCUUCCUCCAACUCUUUCCUUUUCUUAUGACACUUCAGUCAUGGAGAAUGAGGUCCCCAUGCUGAGUCCUCUGUGGUUUUAUCCUGUCCUUUGCCCCUUUAUAUAUAUUUUUUUCCGAUUUAAAACAUUAAGAAUGGAACUUUCUAAAAUGUUCAUGUCUGGAGGGCCCGUUUAGGCCUUUUGUCUUCAGCACUUAGGAUCCUAAUGAUAAUAAAUUAUUUAUGAAGAGUUA